Molecule: messenger RNA, 4497 nt
Organism: Fusarium tjaetaba
Lineage: Eukaryota; Fungi; Ascomycota; Sordariomycetes; Hypocreales; Nectriaceae
Product: pre-mRNA splicing factor ATP-dependent RNA helicase PRP16
Exons: 3
Coding region: 1-4497 (1498 amino acids)
Biological process (GO): mRNA splicing, via spliceosome
Cellular component (GO): spliceosomal complex; intracellular anatomical structure
Molecular function (GO): protein binding; ATP binding; RNA binding
Source: RefSeq, a predicted model, not a curated record
AUGGCGGAGGAUCGAGAGUACGAUGGGUAUAACCCAAAUCCAAAGAGGAGACGACUUGAUACACCUCGACAAAGAUUUCAGAAUGAUUCGCGCGCCUCAACUCCCCACAGGGCACAAUCGCGUUAUGCUUCUACACCACCGCCCCGAAAUAUAGGACCGACCGAGGAGGAUUCGAAGGCGUUAGACCGAGACUGGUACGGAGGUGAUGAAUUUGGCGGUCACAGUUUUGGAGAUGAAGCCCAUAACCCAUUCGCCUCCUACGACUCCUGGGAAGGACAGCAACAGGAAACCGCCCGACACGAAAAGAUGACUAGUCGUUUUGACGCGCGGCGAGACCAGAGGAACCGAGAGAAUGAUGCUUGGGAAACGAACCGAAUGCUGCAAUCAGGCGUCGCGCAAAGACGGGAUAUGGCAUCCGACUUCAUUGACGAUGAUGAGUCGAUUAGAGUUCAUCUUCUGGUACACGAUCUACGGCCACCCUUUCUGGACGGACGAACUAUUUUCACAAAGCAACUAGAACCAAUUCCAGCUGUCAAAGAUCCUCAGAGUCAUAUGGCCGUUUUCAGUCGCAAGGGCAGUAAGGUGGUGAAGGAAGCAAGGCAGCAAAGAGAACGUCAACGGCAAGCCAAGGAAGCCACAAGCAUGACCGGAACGACUCUUGGAAACAUUAUGGGUGCAAAAGAGGAAGACGGCGAUUCUGCACUGCCAUUACCUGCUGAAGAUAACGCCGACCCGAGUGAGCGCAAGGGUAACAAAUUCAGCGCACAUAUGAAGAAGGCCGAUGGCGCGAGUAACUUCAGCCAGAGCAAGACCUUACGGGAGCAACGGGAAUAUCUGCCUGCGUUUGCAGUUCGUGAAGACCUUCUCAGUGUCAUUAGAGAAAACCAAGUUGUUAUCUGUGUUGGUGAGACAGGUUCUGGCAAGACGACACAGCUGACGCAGUUCCUCCAAGAGGAUGGAUAUGGAAAGACGGGCAUGAUUGGAUGUACACAACCGCGACGCGUGGCUGCAAUGAGUGUAGCCAAGCGUGUUGCUGAAGAGAUGGAGGUUGAGUUAGGAAGCACGGUCGGUUAUGCGAUUCGCUUUGAAGACUGCACCAGCAAAGAGACAGUCAUCAAAUACAUGACCGAUGGUGUUCUCUUGCGAGAAUCCCUCAACGAGCCUGAUCUAGAUCGAUAUUCAUGUGUCAUCAUGGACGAGGCCCACGAGCGUGCCUUGAACACAGAUAUCCUGAUGGGUUUGUUCAAGAAGAUUUUGCAGAGGCGUCGCGACCUGAAGCUCAUCGUCACUUCGGCCACCAUGAACUCGAAACGCUUCUCAGACUUCUUUGGUGGUGCACCUGAGUUCAUCAUUCCUGGACGAACUUUCCCGGUCGACGUCAUGUUUCAUCGGUCUCCCGUUGAGGAUUAUGUAGACCAGGCAGUUCAUCAAGUGUUGUCAAUUCAUGUUUCAAUGGGCCCUGGCGAUAUUUUAGUAUUCAUGACAGGUCAAGAAGACAUCGAAAUCACUUGCGAGCUUAUCCAAAAACGACUUGAUGCCCUCAACGACCCCCCAAAGCUGAGUAUCUUACCUAUAUACAGUCAAAUGCCUGCAGAUCUGCAAGCAAAGAUUUUCGACAAAGCUGCGCCUGGUGUCCGAAAAUGCAUUGUCGCCACCAACAUUGCUGAAACUAGUUUGACGGUCGAUGGUAUUAAAUACGUCGUGGAUGCUGGCUACUCCAAGAUGAAAGUCUACAAUCCGAAAAUCGGCAUGGAUACGCUUCAGAUCACACCCAUCUCGCAGGCCAACGCCUCGCAACGUUCAGGACGAGCCGGUCGAACCGGGCCUGGAAAGGCCUUUCGACUGUACUCAGAAAAGGAGUUCAAGGAAGAUCUGUACUUACAGACUAUUCCUGAAAUCCAGCGCACGAAUCUUGCUAACACUGUCUUGAUGUUGAAAUCUCUCGGCGUCAAGGACCUCUUGGACUUUGACUUUAUGGACCCUCCUCCGCAAGACACUAUCACAACAUCAAUGUUUGACUUAUGGGCUCUUGGUGCGCUUGACAAUCUCGGUGAGCUUACUGAUCUUGGAAAGAAAAUGAGUGCUUUUCCCAUGGACCCCUCGCUGGCCAAGCUUCUCAUUACAGCGGAAGAAUAUGGCUGCAGUGAAGAGAUGAUUACCAUUGUUUCUAUGCUGUCCGUGCCAAACGUUUUCUACCGACCGAAGGAGAGACAAGAAGAAGCUGAUGCUGCCCGCGAGAAAUUCUGGGUGCAUGAGUCAGAUCAUUUGACAUACCUCCAGGUUUACACAAACUGGAAGGCCAACGGUUACUCCGACGGCUGGUGUGUUAAGCACUUUCUACACCCGAAAUCUUUGAGGCGGGCCAAGGAAAUUCGUGAACAGCUUUUGGAUAUUGUCCGUAUGCAAAAGAUGGAAUUGACAAGCUGUGGAAUGGACUGGGACAUUGUCCGCAAGUGCAUUUGCUCGGGAUACUACCACCAAGCAGCCAAAUACAAAGGCUCAGGCGAAUACAUCAACCUGCGCACCAACCUCGGUGUGCAGCUGCACCCAACAAGCGCAUUGUAUGCAGGGCACCCACCGGAUUACAUCGUUUACCACGAGUUGAUCCUCACUUCCAAGGUCUAUGUUUCAACAGUGACAGCCGUGGACCCCCACUGGCUUGCAGAUCUCGGUGGUGUCUUCUACUCGGUUAAGGAAAAGGGUUAUUCGGUUCGGGAUAAACGAAUCACUGAAACAGAAUUCAACCGAAAGAUGGAGAUUGAGGCCAAGAUGGCUGAUGACAAGCGGAAGGACGAAGAAAGGAAACAGAUAGAAGAAGAUCGGACUCAAAAGAAGAGCAAGAAGAUAGGGGCAGACGAUACCCAGACAAUCACCAUGUCUUCCAUGAUUACAGCCGCACAGUGGGUCCCCAGGGGCUUCGCUGCGCCUUUCCCUCAGAAGUAUACCCUGGAUGAGGCAGAGUUUGAACGGAUAGCGGAGCUUGCCAAGCUUCAACUGGACGACGCCCAAGAGGAUCUCGAGGAAGCUGAAGCUACGCAGAAGGGGACGAAGGCUAACCAGACCACGGACGAUGAAGAGGACUCGGAGAUGAAGGUUGAUGAAGACAACCCGGCCGAGAAGACAGAGAUCAACCUUAAUGAUGAUGACCUAAAAGAAUAUGAUUUGGAAAAUUACGACAACGACGACGACGAAGAUGUGCCUGGAAACGGCGAGGGCAUGGGUAUGUUUGGUAACAUCAAGUCGCUGGCAUACUACGAGUCGAAUAAGGACGACCCCUACAUCACAAUUGAUGCCGACAAGGAACAGGAGGAUGAGGACCGGGAAGAGCUCCAGAUUCUCGCGACUGACAAUCUUAUUGUGGCUGCCAAGGUUGAAGACGAGAUGGCGCACCUUGAGGUUUUCGUUUACGAGGAUGAGGCUGACAACCUUUACGUCCACCACGACAUUAUGCUGCCAGCCAUCCCUCUGUGUGUCGAGUGGAUCGACAUGCCCGUCAACAAGGCCGGUGUAGAGAAGGACUCGGCAGGUAACUUCGUCGCCGUUGGCACAAUGGACCCCGAUAUCGAGGUGUGGGAUUUGGACACCAUCGACUGCAUGUACCCCAAUGCGAUCCUCGGCCAGGGAGGCAACGAGGAGGAGAAGAAGUCAAAAAAGAAGAAGAAGAAGUCCAAGAAGUCCAACGACGAACACCACGUUGACGCUGUCCUGUCCUUGGCUGCAAACCGCAAGCAUCGCAAUCUGAUGGCUUCAGCCUCUGCCGACAAGACGGUCAAGCUGUGGGAUCUCAACACGGCAAAGUGCGCCAAGUCGUAUACUUAUCACACCGACAAGGUGUGCUCACUUGCGUGGCACGCGAACGAGCCUACCGUUCUGCUUAGCGGUUCUUACGACCGAACUGUGGUGGCUGCCGAUAUGCGUGCACCAGAUGCUAAGCCUCCCCGAUGGGGCGUCGAGAGCGACGUCGAGAAUGUGCGGUGGGAUCCUCACGACCCGAACUUCUUCUUCGUGUCCACGGAGAACGGUGUCAUCCACUACCACGAUGUCCGCAAUGCACCGUCCGACCCUACGGGCACCAAGGCUGUCUGGACACUUCAGGCUCACGACGAGUCUGUGUCUUCGUUCGAUAUCAACCCCGUGGUCCCCGGUUACAUGGUGACCGGCUCGACCGACAAGACGGUCAAGCUGUGGAACAUCCAGCCCACAGGGCCCUCUGUAGUGGUUUCGCGCAACCUCGACGUCGGAAAGGUCUUCUCCACCACGUUCGCGCCAGACCCGGAGGUUGCCUUCCGCCUCGCCGUCGCCGGAAGCAAGGGAACAAUGCACGUGUGGGACACCAGCACCAACGCGUCGGUGCGCAAGGCCUUUGCUCAGCGGGUGCCCGAGCAGCGCGGGAAGGGUGAAGAUCGCCUCGUGGGUGUUAACAACGAUGACAGCUCUGACGAUGACGAUGAGGAGGAUGACAAGCAGGACGAUGAUGAUUCGAUGGAUGAGAACUAG